UGCGCCGGUAGAAUUAAGCAUGAUCAUGCUUUCGUGAUUGCGCGAGAUGACGUUUUUUUAAAUGCAUUCUUUCGCAUGUGUCAUACCGUGUGUUGUGCGAAAAUAUAAUUUUUAGAAACAAUAGCGGAAGUGUUAAAACAAUGAUAUUCUUGAUCAAUUGCAUAAAUGCACCCACUAUGAUUUAGAGAACAUUCGUUUUUGAUUAAGUUGAGAGGUUAAGUUUCCGACUUAAUUUGACAUUUCGUGAAUAAAUUUAAGACAAGUUGUCCAUUUUUUUUUGCGAGAAUUUAAGUUAAGAGAAUCGUAAAAGUGUAGAUGACUUUUGUUUUUUGCCGCAUAAAAUAAUUUAAUCUUGACAUUUCGCAGUUUCCGUUGUAAACAAUAUAGUUGAAUAUUAGAAUGUUCAAACAUCAUUAUAUGCACAAUUAUGGAUCUCUGCAUCCAUACUGGUGUAGUUCUUCGUGGAGCAAAUGCUAGGGAAGACGAGGUCCAUAGUUCAGGAACGCUUAACAUUGUGGAAUAUAGUUUUGGCAAAUGCAUAGAAUGGAGACCCGUAGAAGAUUCUGUGGUAUCAGAAUGCCAAGAUCAAGAUCCAGAGUGGUCUUUAGUGGAUACACACACAAGAAGAACUCGUACAAACUCGGAAGGUCCAGAUUCUCUUGGGCGUGCCAGAAUCGUUAAAAUCUUAUUUUCUGAUUUAAAGUCUUUUCGCGUGAAUCAUGGUGGACAACAACUUAUAUUUAUGCAGAGAGAUGGUACCACCUAUGUUGCCUUCUUUCAGCUAUGCAACGCUGAAAGUUUUAUUAAUUCAUUGAAAGUAUUUAUUAAAUUCGUAAAGUCACGUUCGGAUAAGAACUUGUAUCUUGUUCUGGAUGAAGUUGAAUCUGUAUUAAAGAAGUCUUUUGCCGAGUUAGAUCUGUUUCAAGAGAAUACUUCCGAUUAUGUAUGGAAAUUUGUAAAAAACCUACAUAAUCGUCCUUAUGAAACAACAUUGGAGGCAUUCAGCAAACUUGCAGAUAUUUGGUUGUAUAAAGAGCCAGUAAAGCGACCAGUUGAAGAGGCAGUUGCUGAUUUAUUAAAUCAGUCUCUUACAAUUCAGCCUCAUCCACGUGUUUCUGUAUCUGUAGGAUCUGGGGAAGAGUAUGAAGUGAUUGGAGUCGGAAUAGAUCUACCUCCGCGAUCGCCAUGUCCACGAGGCGCACCAUUGACUCAAGAACAGUGGGAGAAAUAUAAAGAUUCAGAAGGUAGAAUUAACAAUCCAGAGGCUGUCAAAGAAAUCAUCUUUCGUGGGGGUGUUUAUCCAUCAUUACGAUUUGAAGUGUGGAAAUUUUUAUUGAAUUAUUAUCCAUGGAAAUCAACGCAUAAUGAAAGAUUAGAGCUGAAGAGGAAAAAGACUGAUGAAUAUUUCACAAUGAAAUUGCAAUGGCGUACAUUCACAUCCGCGCAAGAAAAUCGAUUUUCUGAUUAUAGGGAACGAAAAAGUUUAAUAGAAAAAGAUGUUAACAGAACGGAUAGAACACAUGCUUAUUAUGCAGGCGAUAACAACCCUCACUUAGAGCAAUUGUACGACAUACUUAUGACUUAUGUAAUGUACAAUUUCGAUUUAGGAUAUGUUCAGGGAAUGAGCGAUCUUCUUAGUCCUAUCUUAUUUUUAAUGGAUAAUGAGGUUGAUGCAUUCUGGUGUUUUGUUGGAUUCAUGGAUAAAGUGAGCACUAACUUUGAGAUGGAUCAAAAAGGAAUGAAAGAACAAUUAUGCCAAUUAUAUACAUUAUUGUGCACCACGGAGCCGCAGUUGGCAUACUAUCUAAAUAGACAUGAUUCCGGCAACAUGUUUUUUUGCUUUCGAUGGUUACUAGUACUUUUUAAACGAGAGUUUAGUGCGAUUGACAUAUUCAAAUUGUGGGAGACCUUGUGGACGGGUCUACCUUGCAAAAAUUUUCAUUUGCUUAUAUGUGCAGCUAUUUUGGACACGGAGAAGAAUAUUUUAAUAGAAAACAAUUAUGGAUUUACGGAAAUUCUGAAGCACAUAAACGAUUUGUCACUUCACAUCGAAUUGCCUUGGACCAUUUCUAAGGCAGAAGGUAUUUACUAUCAGCUCAUGUCCGUGGCAGAUCAGAUUCCUGAUGAUGUACGUGUAAUUAUUGGAUUGGAGCCAUUACACAAGUCAACGUCAAUAAAUGAUAGUGAUGACGAGGCAUCCAGUAAUUCUCGGGCUAAUGGAAUUCGUAACAAUUCGAGGAGAAAUAGUUCAAGCAGCGCCAAUGUUAAAUUAGGAGACGAUGAAGUUUCAUUUGAACGUGGAUUGAAUAUGUCGUAUAUGUGAAGUCAGAACUGGAUUUUUAUAAUGAUUCAUUAAUAGAAAGCCGAUUGAAAGUCCUUAUUUUUAUUGUAAUUUUAAUCUGAAGAAGUCUUAUAUAUAGAUAUAGUAUUAUUUUCAAAAUAUUAUUGACAAUAAUUUCCACAUCAUAAAAGCGCGUUCCUAUUGUGUACAUUAUAUAUCGAUCGGAUUUCUCUCAAUCAGGCAGUAGAUUGAAUUUUUUUUUUUUUUAAGACAUGAUUGACUGAUUAUUGAAAUGUUGUGAUUGAGAUUGAAAUUCUAAAGCAUAUGAAUGUAAUGAGUACAUUCUGAGAAGUACUAUUAGUAGUGUUGAAUUUUGAGAUAUUUAUAACAUUUAUUGUGCAUACAGAGACCAGCAAAAAUAGUAUGUGCAUAUGCAAGAAAACCACGAAGAUAUUUUAAUGUCAAAAAGAAAACUCAUCAAGAUGAUUGUAAUGUGUAAUUUUUGAUUACGCAAAAACAGGAUAAAGAUCACAAAUGAUAAAUGUUAAACAUGCAUCACAUUCACCUAAGUUAAAGCCUCUUUUUCAGAUUUGUAUAAAGUCUCACAACAUGAUUGUAUAUUUCUAAUAAAAAUCAUCUAUUAGUCUUUCAUAUUUA
Messenger RNA from Linepithema humile (Argentine ant), 2938 nucleotides. RefSeq names its product TBC1 domain family member 15/17 (gene Tbc1d15-17). NCBI's taxonomy places the organism in Eukaryota, Metazoa, Arthropoda, Insecta, Hymenoptera, Formicidae. Gene Ontology annotation, biological process: activation of GTPase activity. Gene Ontology annotation, molecular function: GTPase activator activity. The record is from RefSeq and is a predicted model, not a curated record.